This is a messenger RNA of Amorphotheca resinae ATCC 22711, 2286 nucleotides long. RefSeq lists its product as hypothetical. Gene Ontology annotation, molecular function: RNA polymerase II cis-regulatory region sequence-specific DNA binding; zinc ion binding; DNA-binding transcription factor activity, RNA polymerase II-specific. Bases 1 to 2286 code for a protein of 761 amino acids. The transcript has 4 exons. Gene Ontology annotation, cellular component: nucleus. Gene Ontology annotation, biological process: positive regulation of transcription from RNA polymerase II promoter by galactose; DNA-templated transcription. The record is from RefSeq and is a predicted model, not a curated record. NCBI's taxonomy places the organism in Eukaryota, Fungi, Ascomycota, Leotiomycetes, Helotiales, Amorphothecaceae.
AUGUUCCAUACCUUCCAGGCUGGAGGUCUUGCGCCGCGCCACACAUUUGAAGAGUCGCGAGGGGCCUCCAAACACGGGCCGUCUAAGAGAAUUACGACUCCUCACGCAUGCGCGGAAUGCAAACGUCGGAAAAUUAGAUGUGAUGGUCGACAACCCUGUGGACAAUGUCUAGGCUGCCGAUCUCCUAAGCUAUGCUAUUAUGAUAAACACCGGGAAAGGGUCAUCCCCUCGAGGAAAACUCUGGAUGCUCUCUCUCAAUCUUUAGAGGAAUGUCGCACAAUCCUGAAGCGAUUGUACCCCAAUCGAGACACUCAGUCAUUGCUCCCCCUAUCCCGAUACGAACUCAUCUCUAUCCUCGACCGCUCAGCUUCUGAAGUUGCCCCUUCACAGACCUCCCCAGCGAGCUUUGAUACCUCGCCUGUCUCGCAAGAAUUGCACUCUCCCAUUGCGUCUAUAUCUGAUGACGAUCGAGGCCUGGCGAAUCUCGAGCAGAUACCGAGCCAAGACACAGAAUGGGAUGAGGAGCGGCGGAAUCGAGAGCCAAUCCCUGCGGAGGCUGAUGAUGUUAAUGCGCUGUCAUUGUCAGUAGACCGACAGUCAUCCUAUCUAGGAGCGACCUCAAUCAAAGCCGCAUUCCUUGUCAUGCUUAAGAUUGCGCCGACAUUACGCACGUUUCUUGCACCUCCCAAUACUGCGAGUAGCAAGCAGUUUAAUGUCGGAAACAAUAAUCCAACGCCACGGCCUGGAGGAUCCGUAAAGACCCUACUAGCAAUUGCAUGGUCUUCAGAGGGACAGACUCUUAUAGAUGCCUACUUCAACCGGGUUCAGAUCUUGGUGCCUAUGCUGGACGAACCAUCUUUCAGGGCAGAUUAUUUGAGUGGACGACGGCAGGAUGCGCCAUGGCUAGCGCUGCUCAACAUGGUAUUUGCAAUGGGUAGUAUUGUAGCAAAUAAAUCGGAUGACCACAACCACCUCGGUUUCUACAAUCGAGCUAAAGACCAUCUCGGGAUUGAUAACUUUGGAAGCGGUCGCCUUGAGACCUUGCAAGCUUUGACGCUAAUGGGUGGGUAUUAUCUUCACUAUAUCAAUCGUCCUAAUAUGGCAAAUGCUAUCUCCGGGGCUGCUUUACGGAUGGCCUGUGCAAUGGGCCUGCAUAGAGAAAGCGUGUCUGACAAGAACGGCGGAAACCAGCUAGUCGUUGAGCAGCGGAGGAGAACCUGGUGGAGCUUGUUCUGUCUUGAUACUUGGGCAUCAACUACCUUAGGGCGACCUUCAAUGGGAAGAUGGGGACCGGCUAUCACUAUUCGUUCACCUAGUGGAACCCAUGAUCCGAACGUGAUCGGUCAACAUACUGGAAUCAUUCCAUUAAUUGAAAAUAUCAAGUUUUGCAAAAUAGCCACACAAAUCCAGGACCUCCUCGCGCAGUCACCUCUGCUCCGCACCGAAGACCGUGACAACCUAGAUGGACAACUCGUUGCAUGGCAGGACAACCUCCCUUGGAUUCUUCGAUCCACAGAGCCUUGUCCAGAAUCCAUCUACACGGCCCGCUGCGUCAUGAAAUGGCGCUGUCAGAACCUACGCAUUGUCCUGCACCGACCUGUCCUCCUGAAUCUAGCAUAUCGCGGGAAUCAAGGAGCCCCGACGCGAGAAGACCUGGCGGCAGUUAGCAAAUGUCGAGCAAUAGCCAAGCAGACCAUUGAGGAUAUCGCGCGCGAAUGGACGCCGAAUCAGAUGCUGGGCUGGAACGGGGUUUGGUUUCUGUACCAAGCGUCGAUGAUACCUCUUGUUAGCAUUUUUUGGGAACCGUGGAACACCCAACGAAUUCGGGAAUGUCGAUCGCAGAUCGAGACUGUGCUGGAGGCAUUCGAAGGUAUGGCUGAUUGGUCGUUGGCUGCGAGGCGGAGUAGAGAGGUUGUAAGCAAGAUGUAUGAGGCGAGUAAGCAACCACUGACACAACAAACGAGUCCCAAGUUGGGCUCCGUUAUGCUGAGCGGCAUUGACGGAACUAAUGGCAUGGAGAGUAUGAAUGACGGAAGUGUUAUGGGUAGCCUUAAUGGUGAAAAUAGGCAUCUGUUGCCAAUGGAACCCCCGGAAAUGCAACAUGUGGGAUCGGUCGGGGAAGAUGGGAUGGUAUUACUCGACUAUCAAAGUAUCUGGGACUUUGACGGGAUGCUAUGGGGCAACCUACCAGAUGGGUUGGACAUGCCUUUUGACGGGAUGCCGAAUAUGGAGUUUGAGGACACAGUGGGUAUGUCCUAUGGUGGGAGUUAUAUGGUAUAUCAAUAA